Lodderomyces pseudojiufengensis is the source of this 1518-nucleotide messenger RNA. It is a transcript of the gene ZRT1, whose product is annotated as Zrt1p. NCBI's taxonomy places the organism in Eukaryota, Fungi, Ascomycota, Pichiomycetes, Serinales, Debaryomycetaceae. Gene Ontology annotation, biological process: zinc ion transmembrane transport. Gene Ontology annotation, molecular function: zinc ion transmembrane transporter activity. The record is from RefSeq and is a predicted model, not a curated record. The transcript has a single exon. Gene Ontology annotation, cellular component: plasma membrane. The coding region runs from base 1 to 1518 and encodes 505 amino acids.
AUGAAAUUUGGAAGUUGGAGUAAAUUAGUUGUUUUUACAAGUCUUACCUUUGGUGUUAUAGCUGAAUCAUCUAAUGAAGUUGGUAAUUCAAGAUUAGUUAAAAAAAAUCAAUUUGGUUUAUCAAAAUUCAAUUUCAAUAUUAAAAGAGACGAGCAUGAAGAAGAAGAGCAUGACCAUGACCAUGAUCAUGAAGAAGAAGAACAUAGUCAUGAACAUGAAGAAGAACAUGAUCAUGAUCAUGAGGGUGAAGAAGAGGGACAUACUCAUACUACAUUCAACGUAACUGGUUGUCAUUUACAUGAUGAUUCACUUCAUUGUACAGAUCCUGAUGGAAUUGAAGGUAUGAUAUCACCAUUACCUACUCACCCAAGAGAAAAUUAUACAGAUUGUCAUUCACAUGGUACUGAAAUAUAUUGUAUGGAUGGAGAAACAGAAUAUUUAUUUAUUAGAGAAUCAGAUAAUGAUAUAAACUUGGCAAAUGAAGAAAUAUCAUGUCAUAUGCAUGCAGGAGUUGAACAUUGUACUUAUGCUAACGGAACUGAAGUUUCGAGUUUAGAUGGUAAUUAUUGUGAAAAAAUAGAUAGAGAUUAUAAUAUUCCAUUAAGAAUUGGAUUAUUAUUUGUUAUUUUAGUUACUAGUGCAAUUGGAUCAUUUGGUCCAUUAAUUUUAAGAUCAUUAUUUAAAAUUUCAGCAAAUAAUGUUAUUAUAAUUAUAAUAAAACAAUUUGGUACAGGAGUUAUAUUAUCAACUGUUUUCAUUCAUUUAUUAACUCAUUCAUUUUUAUUAUUUUCAAGUUCAUGUUUAACUAAUUUAAAUUAUGAACCUACUUCUGCUUCAAUUGCAAUGGCUGGAUUAUUCAUAGCUUUUGUAAUAGAAUUUAUUGCUUUUAAAAUAAUAUCAUCAAGAAUUGAAAAAUUAAAUAAUAGAUCUACUGCUUCCACUCAAAAUGAUGAACAUGAACAUGGAAGUAUUGAAAAAACUAAUAUAGAUCAUAAUUCAUCAGAAGAAGAAAUUUUUGCAAAUAAUGAACCAUCAAGAUCAAGUUAUGAUAAAUUAUCAGUUAUAUUAUUAGAAGCUGGAAUUGUUUUCCAUUCAAUUUUAAUUGGUAUUACUUUAGUUGUUGCUGCAGAUACUUAUUUUAUUACUUUAUUUAUUGUUAUUGUAUUUCAUCAAUUUUUUGAAGGUUUAGCAUUAGGUUCAAGAAUUAUAAUUUUAAAUACUAGUGUAUGGACUAAAAUGUUAAUGGCUUUCAUUUUUGCUAUAACUACACCAAUUGGAAUGGCUAUUGGUGUAGGUACAUUAAAUAUAUUUAAUGGUAAUGAUCCACUGACUAUUAUUGCUUUAGGUGUUUUACAAAGUGCUUCUGCUGGUAUAUUAUUAUGGACUGGAUUAGUUGAAUUUUUAUAUAGAGAUUGGUUUUUUAAUUUAAAAAAUGCUUCUUGGUUUAGUACUGCUUGUGCUAUGCUUUCUUUGGUAUUAGGUUUAUUUUGUAUGAGUUUAUUGGGUAAUUGGGCUUAA